UCAACUCACACGCAUAAACAACACACAUAAAAGCCCCACGGCCCACACAUGCAGCUCCAUCCAAACCCCCCAAAUCCCAAAUCCAUACAUCAAAACCUAAUUUUCACAUCAAUUUUCCCUCCAAAACCCAACCGCUACGAUGACACGAUUUGUCGUCGUUUCGUCUCUGCUCCUCCUCGCAAUCAGCCACCUAGCCCACAGCCGCUCGAUCGCCGAUGACCGGAGCUCCGUCUCCGACAUCGACGGCGACGGCGGCAAGUUUCUGCAGUGGGCGCCUCUUUCGGCCGCCACGGUGACGUGCGAGCCGGUGUACGGAUUCCUGCCAUGCUCCACCAAUGGUUGGGGAUUGCUGUUCAUGAUCGUCGUGUACAAUAUUUUGCUGUCGAUCGGAGGGAGCUACGUCGCCGCUGGGUCGAACCUGUGGCUGCAGAUCAUCGGGCCGGGCGUCGUCGGCGGCAGCGUGUUUCAGUUCCUCGGCACGAUUCCGCAGCUCGUUAUGAUGCUUUUACCAAUACUUACGAGUACCACGGAAGAGGCUCAAGCACGGGUGACAUCUGGAAUGGGGAUGGUGCUUGGAGGAGUAGCUAUCCUUCUCACAUUGAUAUGGGGCCUUACCGUCGUGCUCGGAAGUUCCGAUCCGGCUGACGAUGCUGGAAUCGAUACUUCCGAACCUGAAACUGCCACAGCCGGCUCUAGUAUCACUACAGACGUUGAAACGAGCUGGACGGCCAGGCUGGUGUUGGUAGCUUCGGUGCCAUAUCUUAUCCUUGAGCUUCAAAAUGCUAUCACCUCGUCGUCGGUGAAAAAAGUCUUCAUUCUUAUCGCUCUCAUUAUCACGGUUGCUUUGCUCUUUGGUUACAUUUUGUUUCAGUCGUUCCAGCCGUGGAUACAAAACAGACAUUUCGAGUUUAUGGUAGACAAAUAUGCAAAGGAUAAGCUACUGACACUUUUAACAACAAAUGGCAAGCCCAGUAUUGUGAAGAUACAAAGGUUGUUCAACAAAAUUGGUAAGGACAACACUACAUUAGUAACACCAGCAGAAAUCAGAGUCUUGGUCUUAGGAGUAAAGAUGGACGACGACGACAUCAGCACAAACCUUGUUUUGGACGAAAUCGAAACAUAUUUUGACACCACCGGUGAUGGAGGUAUCAGCCAGGAAGAGUUCGUAACGGGCAUGACCAAAUUGGCUCUAACCCUUUUAGAUCAGACUCCAUCACAGAUAGCAACAUCGGGACAGAUAACCAGUCCGGAGCAGGAAGCGCUGUUAGGUAGAAUCACGAGCACGAGCCGAGCAGCCAGCACUUCUUGGUCAAUUUACAUCAGAGCAACUUUAUCCUUGGCAUUUGGAAUAGCAAUCGCGUGCACCCUUUCACAGCCAUUGACGAAGUCAAUCACGGAGUUCGCCACAGCAGCGAACGUGUCAUCCUUCUGGGUUUCGUAUUUGGUUCUUCCUCUCGCUCUCAACUAUAACACUAUCCUCCAAACAAUUACUUCGGCCUCACAGAAGUCGCAGAAGACCAACUCGUUGAUGCUGUCUUCGCUAUAUUCUGGUGUGUUCAUGGGCAAUAUUAUCGGUUUGCUUCCAUUCCUCGUGCCGGUAUACUUCCGCGACUUGUCAUCAGAUGUCACGGCAGAGCUUCACCUGGUUCUGUUGAUAUGCCUCGUCAUGGGCGGAUUCACUAGCUUCAACACCACGUUUCCACGCUGGACGGGCUAUGUAGCACUAAUUCUAUACCCGAUUUCUCUAGGGACUGUCUACGUUAUCACCUCUAUUCAGUCUUAAAUUCCCAAUAUGUUAUCAAAUAUCACUCUAUAGCAAUUCAUUUGGUGUGAAUUUUCAAGAAAGUGUAAGCAAUCAUCUCUGUAAUUUCUUUUGUUUAAUAGUACACUAUAAUCUAAAUAUUCACUAGUAAGCACCUA
Salvia splendens (bonfire salvia) is the source of this 1920-nucleotide messenger RNA. RefSeq names its product sodium/calcium exchanger NCL2. Lineage: Eukaryota; Viridiplantae; Streptophyta; Magnoliopsida; Lamiales; Lamiaceae. The coding region runs from base 140 to 1783 and encodes 547 amino acids. Gene Ontology annotation, molecular function: calcium ion binding; calcium:proton antiporter activity. Gene Ontology annotation, biological process: calcium ion transmembrane transport; intracellular calcium ion homeostasis. Gene Ontology annotation, cellular component: membrane. The transcript is spliced from 7 exons. The record is from RefSeq and is a predicted model, not a curated record.